AUGGCAUCCUCGUUUCUCACACAAUUGAAUGAAACUAAUUUUGUUGCUUAUGAUGACAAAUUUCAUAAAAUUAUUGAAAUCAAUCCAAAAUUAGAAGUACUUGCUACUGCAAACUACAAAUUUGCUCACGAAGCUGGUGUAUAUAUAGCAGCAAGAAAUGAAGUUUUGUUCACUUCCAAUCGUCUUGGUAAUACCAGUACAGCCGAUCAAUAUACGGAAAUCAAUAAGAUUAAUCUUUCAACUAAAAAAGUAUCCACUGUAAAGCCAUCUUCUCCUAUCCUCCUUGCCAACGGCGGUACAUUCCAUAACGGAAAGGUUAUUCUUUGUGCCCAGGGACAACGAGACAUUGGUGGAUCUAUUGUUUCUAUGGACCCUC
Acaulospora morrowiae is the source of this 376-nucleotide messenger RNA. The record is from the annotation of a GenBank genome assembly. NCBI's taxonomy places the organism in Eukaryota, Fungi, Glomeromycota, Glomeromycetes, Diversisporales, Acaulosporaceae.